Messenger RNA from Xiphophorus hellerii (green swordtail), 2295 nucleotides. It is a transcript of the gene smpdl3b, whose product is annotated as sphingomyelin phosphodiesterase acid like 3B. Gene Ontology annotation, molecular function: sphingomyelin phosphodiesterase activity. NCBI's taxonomy places the organism in Eukaryota, Metazoa, Chordata, Actinopteri, Cyprinodontiformes, Poeciliidae. The record is from RefSeq and is a predicted model, not a curated record. The transcript has 8 exons. The coding region runs from base 24 to 1412 and encodes 462 amino acids. Gene Ontology annotation, biological process: sphingomyelin catabolic process.
AACCUCUCCUUUGCUUUUGUCGAAUGUUUCCCGUUGACAAGGUGUCCAACAUGUCUCCUGUAAGGUUGCUUUUAACUUGUCUAUUCUGUGGAGAGGCUCUUGCACUGUCAGGGAGGUUUUGGCAUAUCACGGAUUUGCACUGGGACCCGACGUACAAACUAACGGAUAACCCGGAGCUAGUGUGCGCAUCCAGCGGUAAACGUCCAGCGCUCAGUGCUGGUAAAUUUGGAGCCUAUGCCUGUGACGCGCCAUGGCACCUGAUCAACUCCUCGGUCUACGCCAUGAAGAGGAUUCUGCCAGAUCCAGACUUCAUUGUGUGGACAGGAGAUGACACCCCGCAUGUCCCAAAUGAGGAUCUAGGAGAAGAGAAGGUGAUCAACAUCAUUGGCAAUCUCACUCAGAUCAUAACUGAGGUGUUUCCAAAUACAAAAGUGUACUCUGCACUGGGGAACCAUGACUACCACCCCAAGAGUCAACUUCCUCCAGGCCCAAACUCCAUCUAUGACAAAAUAGCAGAAAUGUGGCGUGGUUGGCUGGAGGCAGACUCCAAAGAAACAUUUAAAAACGGUGGAUAUUACACAGAAAAACUCCUGAACCGAGCAGGUUACAGAGUGUUGGUCCUCAACACCAACCUCUACUACUAUCAGAACAAGGUGACCAUGAAUGAUGAAGAUCCAGCAGGUCAGUUUAGCUGGUUGGAUCAGACCCUUACAGCAGCCAGCAACAACAAAGAGAAGGUCUACAUCAUUGGUCAUGUUCCUCCAGGUUUCUUUGAGAAGAAAAGAAGUAUAUCAUGGUUCACACAAAAGUUCAACACGAAAUAUUUGGAACUGAUUCAGAAGCAUCAUUCGGUUAUAAUCGGGCAGUUCUUUGGCCAUCAUCAUACUGACAGCUUUCGCAUGUUCUACACCACAAAAGGCUUGCCCAUAAGUGCAAUGUUUCUGAGCCCAGGCAUCACACCAUGGGAAACAACACUUCCUGGUGUCAAGGACGGAGCUAACAACCCUGGGAUUCGUGUUUUUGAAUAUGACACUGAAACAUUGCUAGUGAAAGAUGUGGUGACAUAUUAUCUGAACCUCACACACGCCAAUGCAGACGCAGAACGCUGGGAGAAAGAGUACCGUCUGACAGAGAGCUUCAGAGUACCCGAUGCUUCUCCAGGCUCCAUGCACCAGGUUCUGGAACGCAUGGCGGCUGAUCGCUGCUACCUGCAGAAGUACUAUGAGUUCAACUCUGUCAGCUAUGACCUGACAGAGUGUGACGGCGACUGCCGUGUUGAUCAUGUAUGUGCAGCAAGAGAAGUAGACUUUAAGAGGUAUGAGCAAUGUCUGUUGAAGGAAGGAGCCGUUUCUAUUUAUGGAGGGCUGCUGCUGGUUGUUUCUAUGGCAGCAACUGUGUUGGUCGCUGGGUGAUAGAGAUGAUCAGCAUCGCAGUUUGUUUCUAAGACAUUUAGAGGUGCAUUUAAAUUAAUUUUAAUAUUAUUAAAAAGCUUAUUUAUUUCAGGCAUUCAAUCCAAAAAAUGCAUAAACAGAUUUAUCACAAAUGAUGUUUCAGAUGUUUAUUUUUGUUAAUUUUUAUGAUUAUGGGUAAUCAGUUCCUCUAAAAGUAAUAACUGUACAUAACAUAAAAAUUAUUUACAUAUAUAAAAAUAUGCUGUCUCUAUAUCAUGGCCUACACAAUGAAGAAGAAAACUGCGGAAGCUCGGUCACCCUCAGUAACGAAGGUAAUACACAUAAGUUAACUGCUAACGAAGCUGGCUUUUCACAGAGAAUUGUGUCCAUCAAUAUUAAUGGAGAAUUAAGUGUUCAUUUAUUUUAAUGCAUAUAUAAGUUGAUGAGCUGAAUUUAAUGUGGCACACUUUACUGGAAGAUAGUUUGUGCUGCAAAGUCAUGCAGCAAUAGCUUCAGGAGGCAAAGAACAUCAAACUGUAUGUUACACACCUAAAAUAAAAGCUGAGAAAACACCUUAGUUCAUAGAGCAACAGAUAUUGGAGACUCCAGAAUAACAGCACCCAUAUAUAACAGUGACAGGUCUCUGUUGACAUUUCUUGUAAACGUCUAAUGUAGAAGUGGUUUCAGGUUUUCACUUACACAUUAAAAAAAUAUUGUAAUUGACAUUCAGCUUAAAUUAGACUGUGCAUAACAAUUGUAUUCUCAUAACUCAAAACUUUGAAGGAAGUUAUGGUAAAUGUUUUCUCCACUGAAACUGUUAUUUAAAUGGAGAGAUAAAGACAACAAAAAAAACCACCUCACUGCACUUUUAUUUCUGCAGCAAUAAAUACACUUCCUGAUAACA